Messenger RNA from Sarcophilus harrisii (Tasmanian devil), 3089 nucleotides. Its product is annotated as deleted in malignant brain tumors 1 protein-like. Bases 36 to 2513 code for a protein of 825 amino acids. The record is from RefSeq and is a predicted model, not a curated record. Lineage: Eukaryota; Metazoa; Chordata; Mammalia; Dasyuromorphia; Dasyuridae. The transcript has 18 exons. Gene Ontology annotation, cellular component: membrane.
AGUGUCUUUAUUGAGAAUGACAGGGACCCAGCAAAAUGGGCGUCUUCAUGUUCCUGGGGGCACUGCUAUUUUGUUUCCAACUUCUAUGUGCAGGAACUCUGUCAGAAACUAUUGACAGUGAUUCUGGUCUGUCCUUGAGGCUGGUGAAUGGAGGAGACAGAUGUCAGGGCAGAGUUGAAGUGCUCUACCAAGGAUCCUGGGGCACCGUUUGUGAUGACAGCUGGGAUUUGAGUGACGCCAAUGUCGUGUGCAGGCAGCUGGGCUGUGGCUAUGCUGUGUCAGCUCCGGGAAAUGCCCGAUUUGGUCAGGGCACUGGAAGAAUUGUCUUGGAUCAUGUGUGGUGUUCUGGGUCUGAGCCCUACCUGUGGAACUGUUCCCGUAAGCACUCGCUCUCCCACAACUGUCAGCACAGUCAGGAUGCCAGUGUCAUCUGCUCAGCAGUCAGUACCUCAAGAACACCCACUGUUGGACCAACACACUUGCCUACUACUGGGUCAUUUCUAAGCCCAACAUAUGGAACAGAUUCUGGUCUGUCCUUGAGGCUGGUGAAUGGAGGAGACAGAUGUCAGGGAAGAGUUGAAGUGCUCUUCCAAGGAUCCUGGGGCACCGUUUGUGAUGACAGCUGGGAUUUGAGUGACGCCAAUGUCGUGUGCAGGCAGCUGGGCUGUGGCUAUGCUGUGUCAGCUCCGGGAUAUGCCCAAUUUGGUCAAGGCACUGGAAGAAUUGUCCUGGAUGACGUGCGGUGUUCUGGAAACGAAUACUACCUAUGGAACUGUCCGCACAAUGGAUGGCUCUCCCACAACUGUCAGCACAGUGAGGAUGCCAGUGUCAUCUGCUCAGCAGCCAGUACCUCAAGAACACCCACUGUUGGACCAACACACUUGCCUACUACUGGGUCUUUUCUAAGCCCAACAUAUGGAACAGAUUCUGGUUUGUCCUUGAGGCUGGUGAAUGGAGAAAGCAGAUGUCAGGGUAGAGUUGAAGUUUUCUACCAAGGAUCCUGGGGCACUGUUUGUGAUGACAGCUGGGAUUUGAAUGAUGCCAGUGUCGUGUGCAGGCAGCUGGACUGUGGCUAUGCUGUGUCAGCUCUGGGAAAUGCCCAAUUUGGUCAGGGAACUGGAAGAAUUGUCCUGGAUGAUGUGCGGUGUUCUGGGUUUGAGUUCUACCUGUGGUACUGUCCCCACAAUGGGUGGCUCUCCCACAACUGUCAUCACAGUGAGGAUGCCAGUGUCAUCUGCUCAGGUCAUUAUACAACUCCUGUCUCCACACACAGACCGACUUUAUCAGGUACAACUCCUAGCUACACAGCAAACCUACCUGUGACAGCAAACUUCUCUUGUGGAGAAUUCCUUUCCCAGCUCUCGGGGAACAUUUCCAGUCCAAAUUAUCCUGGGAACUAUCCAAAUAAUGCCAACUGUGUAUGGAAUAUUCAAGUCUUAAACAACUACCUUGUGACCAUAGUAUUUGAAGAAGUACAGCUGGAAGGAGGUUGUAAUGAUUAUAUUCAAGUCUAUGAUGGGCCUUACCAGACAUCCCCACUAAUUUCACAUAUUUGUAAUGGAGGAAGAGAUACCUUUACAUCAACAUCAAACUUCAUGUCCAUUCGAUUCAUCAGUGAUACCAGUGUCACUCGAAGAGGAUUCCGGGCUUACUACUAUUCUACACAAAACAAUAAUGGCACAUCUCUAGUAUGCUUACAAGAUCAAAUGAUAGCUACCAUCAAGAAAACCUAUCUCCAGCUGCUGGGUUAUAAUUCAUUGAAUUUUCACUUGAAUAAUUCAUUCUGUUUGCCUAAGGAAAACUCAAGCGAUUUUAUAUUUAAUAUACCAUAUAAUGGCUGUGGGACAACAUUAACAAUAAACAGUGAUACUAUUAUCUAUAGCAAUGUCCUUCUAUCAAAUCAACCUAUUCAGCCAAAUAGUAUCAUCAUAAGACAGAAGGGUCUCCAGUUCCAUGUUAGCUGCAAAAUGUUCAGAGACACCUGGGUGGAAACUAUGUUUAUUAGUAAUGGUUCUGCUCAAAUCAAACAAAUCCAGUAUGGCAGUUUCCAUGUGAAUAUGUCUUUUUACGAAACUUCUUCUUUCUUCCAACCUGUGAAUAUUACACCGUAUGUUGUACAAUUCAGCCAAAAGUUGUACCUUCAAGCAGAAAUUUACCCCUCUGUUUCCAAUCUGGCAUUGUUUUUGGACACCUGCAUAGCAUCUCCAAGUAAAAACGAUUUCACUACCGUGACUUAUGAUUUAAUCAGAAAUGGGUGUAAGAAGGACUAUACCUUUGAAUUAUAUAACUCACCAUACAACUCACCAAGACAAGUUCGUUUUGGAUUCAGGGCCUUUGCCUUUCUGGAUAGAUACCCAUCUGUUUACCUGAAGUGUAAAUUUCUGGUGUGUCAGGCCUUUGAUUAUUCUUCACGAUGCUACAAAGGAUGUAUAACAAGAUCCAAAAGAGACACAAGUCUCUAUCAGGAGAAAGUGGAUGUUAUUAUGGGGCCAUUCAAACUGAAAUCUGAUUGAGACAGAUGUCAAUGGCUGAACUGAGUGAAUCCCAGAAGGACUCUAACUCCCUUGCUCUCUCUGCUGUUGUCUUCCUUGUGGUUGUGGUGUUUGUUGCUUUUAUAUUGAAGAGAAAGAAAUAUUCUUUUCUGAAGAGAUCCCUUUUCCAUAAGAUGUGAAAAACAAAGUCCAUCUACUUCCCUCUAUGGCACAAUUCAUUGGAAGCCUUGCAGUCCAAGAAAAGUUAUAUUCAAGAAAUUAGCAUGAAAAAAUAUGCCCUAUGGAUUGAGUUGUGAUUUGGUUUAUAUUGGAACAAUUGAGCUGGAGGUGGAAAUGGGGCAGGGGAGUUGUGAAUUCUCCAUGUUGUUCAGUAGGCUAGAUUUGCUUGAAACAUUAAACAGUUUUUUUCCAAAAUUUGAAAUUCUAAAAUUUGAAAAAAUCCAAUUAGAAGAGAAAUUUCUCUAGAUAGAAUUCCUAACAUUUGGUCUAUAUUUGGAAAAAUAUUAAAAAUAGAAAAUUCAUGUAAACCCCUUAAUGAAAAUCAUAGCCUUAUUUUGAAAGACCAUCGUCUGAAUAAAAUAUCUUUGUUAAAGCAAA